Colletotrichum destructivum is the source of this 1725-nucleotide messenger RNA. RefSeq names its product Putative Cell division cycle protein. The coding region runs from base 127 to 1404 and encodes 425 amino acids. NCBI's taxonomy places the organism in Eukaryota, Fungi, Ascomycota, Sordariomycetes, Glomerellales, Glomerellaceae. The record is from RefSeq and is a predicted model, not a curated record. Gene Ontology annotation, cellular component: cytoplasm. The transcript has a single exon.
GUAGGAAGAAAUUGAUCACCGCGCAGCAUCUGACAAAGAUACCAGUUUCCUAAAUUUCCACCGCCCAGGUAAAAUCCUAAACCCACAACCAUAUUCCGUUUUCAAUCCGAAAACCUUGUUUCUACGAUGCCGUCUCUCGAAGGGCUCACUGAGGGGCAACCAACCCUGGACGCCAUAAACAAUGCCACGGCACAAGACACUGAAGAGCUUACUUUUCCGCCCGUGACUAAGGAGCACAUUCUAAACUGCUCGUACGACAGCUGGUUUACCAAGUAUCGGACAGUGUCAAUCAGGUCCAGGAUUGUCAAGCUGUCGCCUGAUUUUGUUCAGUACAUCCGCGACGAUGGCAUCAUUCUCGCCGACGACGACGAUAUUCUUGACGAGGAAGAUGAAGGGGAAUGGUCCGCCUCAUCAAAUACAGCCGGUGCGCCUAGCCGAAACCAACAUCUCGAGGAAGAUAGCUCCGACGACGAACCUGAGGCCGACUCUCGGCCGCCGAAUGAGCGCUUCCCUGAAAUUCACCAGGAGAUCCGGGACAUUAUCAAGGAAUUGGGAGGCUCUGUUGCGCCCAAGCUGAACUGGUCCGCCCCGAAAGAUGCAGCCUGGAUCUCACCGCACCAGAACACGCUCAAGUGCACAUCACCCAACGAUAUCUACCUCCUCCUCAAGAGCUCCAGCUUCGUCAGUCAUGACCUAGAGCACGCCUUCGAGGACACCGUUUCCUCGUCCUCCAAUAGGUCUUUCCAGCCCAUCUUGGUCUUGAGACCCUUCUUCGCACCCAAUCCGGCGCUUGAGUUUCGUUGUUUCGUCAAGCACCGCACUCUCAUCGGUCUCUGCCAGCGCGAUUGGAACUACUACCCCUUCCUUGACGGCCUGCGGCCAGCGCUGGUGUCCAAGGUCACCGACUUCUUCGAGGACCGUCUGCGCUUCACCUUCCCCGACGGGUCAUUUACUUUCGAUGUCUACGUUCCCGGCGACAGCGACUCGCACGAUGAGCUCGGCAAGGUGCGCCUUAUCGACAUCAACCCCUGGGCGCCACGAACAGACAGUCUGCUCUUCAGCUGGGUCGAGUUGCUUGAGUUCAAGGUCCUUAAGCCUAUGCUGGGUUCCGUUUUAAACGAUGAGGAGCAGAUUGAAGGCAGUGGUGCGGACGAGACGACGGAUGACGAAGACGCCGAUGAGCUGGUCCCUGAGUUGAGGUUGGUCGAGAAGGAUAACCCAGCUGCCUUCAACUUCAGCACACCACAGUAUUCCGCGCACAAGCUGCCCAAGGAGGUUGUAGACGCGAGUUUUGCGGGUGAGGGCGGGCUGAGGGAGUUUGCUCAGCGGUGGAAGGAGAUGACGGAGGCUGAGGGUGGCGGUGAUGUCUGGGAGAAUCCUUCCACAGCCGAGACGUCAGGCUGAAGCUUGUUAUUUUACAUGGAUGGAUUUCUUGCUGGUGUCCAUAUGAGCCGUAGUUGUAUCUCCGACCGAAAGGUACAUUGGCCAAUCUGACCAUACACGACACUAGGGGGCAACCUGAAUGGUCCUAUGAUCUCAUCACCACAGUAUAGGGCAAGUUUGUUGCUGUCCUUCCUAGGUUUUCCACACCCAAAGAGAAAGUCUUAGCAUGUAAAGCAGAAAGGGCGGAACUCCUUCUUGCGAGAUUGAUUUCAAGGCAUUCCAGAGCGAUACCCACAUCAGGAUACGGUUGGUCCUCUAUUACGUUGUAGAUAAGAUGGCCUG